UGUCAAUAAUAUUAAUACCGUUUUUUUUUUGAAUAAAUAUAUCUUUUAAUUUUUAUAUAUAUAUACUGUCAUUAAUAGGCGUAUAAAGAUAUGCAGGAAGUACAAACACCUCCAGCAUAUAAUGAAGAUAAAGUAGAAUAUGAAUUAAAUACUGUCGAGAGUGAUGUGAAAUUGGAUGAUUUCACUAUUCCACAGGAUCCUAUAGAAGAAUAUCAUUUUACAUGGAGAGCAAGUAUUAUCGGCUCUCUAUUAGGCUGUUUAGUUGCUGCAUCAAAUACUUAUCUCGGGUUAAAAAUUGGUUGGACCUUUGGUGCAUCUCUUUUUGGCGCUAUUUUCUCUUUUGCUAUCAUUAAACCUUUAUCUCGUAUUUUACCCCCUCGUUGGGGUGGAGGUUACUUUGGCCCAAAAGAAAAUUGUACAGCACAAUCAGCUGCAACGACCUCUGGCGGUCUUUCGGCCGGUUUUGUAUCGGGUAUCCCUGCCAUGUACAAAUUAGGUUUAAUGAGAUCACCUAAAGAAGAUGCUGCUGCCCUCUUUCUUUUCACUAUCUCUGCAGCCUUCUAUGGUCUCUUUUUCGCUGUUCCUCUUCGUCAACAUUUCGUAGUCAAGCAGGACUUGACUUUCCCUACCCCUCGUGCCUCUGCUACUACCAUCCUAUCCCUUCAUAGUACGGUGGAGGGUGAAAAGGAAGCAAUGAAGAAAGCGAUAUGGAUGGGUAUCUGGUUUGCUAUCUCCUUUAUUUGGUCUUUAAUUUCUUAUUGGAUCCCAUUCUUAGAUACAAUUCAUAUCCUUUGGUGGAUCGGUCAUUCUGCUAAUUAUAUCCCUCUUAUGAGCGCUGAUGCCAAUUGGGGUUGGAAUUUCCGUUGGGAUUUCCCUUUCUAUGGUGCUGGCUUGAUGACGCCUGGUUCAACCGUUCUUUCCUUCUUUAUUUCUUCCCUCGUUAUUUAUGGUAUCAUCGGUCCCUGUUUAGUCUCUUCAGGUUAUUUUGUACAACCGAUGGGUAUCACCAGUAAAGGUCCAACUACUCAAUCUUUCUUUUUAUGGCCAGGUAUUGCUCUUAUGGUCUUGACUUCAUUCUCUGAACUCUUUGUCCGCUAUGAUACCCUAUGGCGUGGUGUAAAAGGGGGCGCAGUCGGUCUUUAUAAUGGGUGUAAAAAGGGGUAUUACUUUGUAAAGAAAUAUAUCGUUGGAAGGAAGCUCUCUGAACAUGAAUUGAAGCAAAUGAAUCCUGAUUUGGAUGAAGAUGAAAUCUUCCAGGCGAAUCAAUUAGUACCUCAAUCGUGGUGGAUCACGGGCGUUUUUAUCUCUAUCAUUUUCACUUGUGUUAUUAUGGGUGAAUACUUUGGUAUGACCGUCUAUGAAUCCAUUAUAGCUGUCCUUCUCGGUUUUAUCUUGUCCUUUGUUGGUGUUCAAGCCGCUGGUGAAACGGAUAUUAACCCUACUGGUUCUAUUGGUAAAAUGUCUCAAUUGGUCUUUUCUGGUAUACCCGCUCACACAGUCGAUCAACUUCGUAAGAACAACUUGAUGGCUGGUAACAUCUCUGCCUCUGCUGCCUCUCAGGCUGUCGAUAUGGUAGGCGAUUUGAAGACAGGUCAAUUAGUAGGUGCCUCCCCUCGUUCCCAAUUCUGGGCUCAAUUCGUUGCUUCCUUCUUUGCAAUCGGUAUUGCUGUAGGUCUCUUCAUUCUUUUCGCUGAAGCAUAUCCUUGUGUCAUUAGCCCUACAUUUGAAGAUAACUGUGAGUUUGGUAUGGUUGCGGUGAAGGCUUGGUAUAAUGUCACACUCCUAUUAACAGGAGGUGGUGAACCUCUUCCUCGUGCUAGUGUUAUCGUUACCAUCAUUGCUGCUGUCGUCGGUGUCAUUGCUCCCUUUAUUCGUGAGUUCUUGGUUCCUAAGAAAUAUCAUCCUUACUUCCCUUCUGUCUCCGCUAUCGGUAUCGCUAUGAUCAACACGAGCCCUGAGGUUCCCUUGUCUAUGUUAAUCGGUUGGAUUGCAGGUCUGAUUUGGAAACGUGUUGAUAAUAAAGCUUAUGACAAUUAUAUGUAUAGUGCUGCUGGUGGUAUGAUCGCUGGCCAAGGUAUUUCCGCUAUCGUUCAAGCUGUCUUCAAAUUGAGUAAUGUUGCCCCUUAUCCUUAUACUGGUUCCUGCAUAGAAGGACUCCUUGAUAACUGUCCUUAAUAUAGACAAAUAGAUAUAAAUAUACAUAUACAUCUAUUUGUGUAUAUAAAAGUAUAACCCCCCUAUUGUAUUUCUAUUCUAUAUAUACUCUAUUUUGAUAAUUACUUUUACUAUUAAUCGG
Cokeromyces recurvatus is the source of this 2296-nucleotide messenger RNA. RefSeq names its product OPT oligopeptide transporter protein-domain-containing protein. The coding region runs from base 91 to 2175 and encodes 694 amino acids. The record is from RefSeq and is a predicted model, not a curated record. NCBI's taxonomy places the organism in Eukaryota, Fungi, Mucoromycota, Mucoromycetes, Mucorales, Mucoraceae. The transcript is spliced from 2 exons. Gene Ontology annotation, cellular component: fungal-type vacuole membrane. Gene Ontology annotation, molecular function: oligopeptide transmembrane transporter activity.